Messenger RNA from Cryptotermes secundus, 4418 nucleotides. It is a transcript of the gene Actbeta, whose product is annotated as inhibin beta chain. Lineage: Eukaryota; Metazoa; Arthropoda; Insecta; Blattodea; Kalotermitidae. Gene Ontology annotation, cellular component: extracellular region. The transcript is spliced from 3 exons. Gene Ontology annotation, biological process: SMAD protein signal transduction. The record is from RefSeq and is a predicted model, not a curated record. The coding region runs from base 482 to 1867 and encodes 461 amino acids. Gene Ontology annotation, molecular function: growth factor activity; cytokine activity.
CGGCUUCUCGCAGUCGAAGUACGCCAACCGCAGCGACUGCUGUGUUGUGGGUGGGCUACUCAGUUCAGCUGUCGUGGCGUAUGUGCGUGUGUCAGGGUCACUUGCGCGUGAAGCCUUGAACCGGUGUGAUGUCUUGACGUUCCGACCCCCGUAUCGGCGUCAUAAUGUGUUCGUGCCAGGUUAUGUCAGCAGGCAGUAACACACACUGAAUUCAACAAUGAUAUUUUUUGAAAUAAUUGUACGAAUUGAGGUUACAAUAAAAUAUCACGCAAUGCAAAGGCGAGCUUGCAUGUUCCACAGCAAUUACCGAAAACUAGAAGAUGGACAUUCGUCGAGAACGGGAGGAAAUCGGUUGUAACGACGUUUCCCAGGACAGUUAGACCGUUUCUGACAGCCAUGGAGGCUCCCCUCUGCACUUAAAAGUAACCUUCUUCUAGGAAGCAAUUGUGUUGCAAGUUGACUGUACAUCGGACAUAGCAAGAUGUUGUUGCGUCGCUGUAGAACAUUUCGCUGGCUGUGGUUGAUGCUGGUGUUCCUGUCGGUGUCCAUGGGGACUGGCGCCGACUGCACCGAGCGGCAUCACCAGCACCACCACCACUACAAGCACCAACACCCGCACCAAGACACCAGACAUUCCGCCCAGCCAGAGCUGCAACUUCUACCGUCGUCACAAUUAGAGAGAAUACCAGCGUUGCCUUCCGACUGCCCGAACUGCAUUCAGCGGGAACAGAGGCGCGACAGGACACAGAACAGCGACGUGAUCCGUCUAGAGACCAUCAAGCGGCAGAUCCUGUCCAAGCUCGGCCUCAAAGAGAAGCCCAAUGUCACGGCGCCCGUGCCCCGCGAGGUCAUCAUGGAGACACUAUACAGGGCAGAGGAGACGGGGGAUCAGCAGGACGGCAGCGGUAGUGACGCCAGAAUCAUGGACGAUGACAGCGCGGGUCCAGCCAGCACGCGGGCCCCGGAAUCUGAACCUGACGACUUUUAUGGUCGCACAUCGGAAAUCAUCGCAUUUGCGGAACCAGGUCACACACUGAACGGGCAGCCACUCCUGGAGUUUGCGCAUGCGCAGGAUCUGGGUGGCGGCGCCGGAACCGAACUGCGGGUGAAAGCUGCGACACUGUGGGUCAGAGUGGACUUCCGGUCGCCUCUGCACCGCGCGUUUAGACACAAUGUGCCGGAUAAGAACCUCACCCUGUGGAUCUUCACCGUCACACAGCAACUGCAGACGAAUACCACACACUUAAGUGGUAAGGAAUUUGAUGAGUAUACAGAGAUGGCUGCUUCCCUGCCGGUGUCACUGUCCAUGCUGGGCUGGCAAAAAUUUGACCUGACAGCCACCGUCCGUAACUGGUACUCGUCUGGCACAGCUGCAAGAGAGCGCCUGCGAUUGUUGGUGGACUGCUCAGGGUGCGGUGACCUCGUCGAAGCUGUCCUGUUCCGCACAGAAAAGAAGGACCCACAGCGACCGUUCCUUGUUGUACACACUGACCCGACGAUCAUCAGGAGAGUGCGUCGCCGAGCACUAGACUGCUCUGGGGCACUGAAAGGGCAGUGCUGUAAGCAGAGGUUCUUUGUCAGCUUCAAGCAGCUUGGUUGGGAAGACUGGAUCAUAGCUCCUAGUGGUUACUACGCCAACUACUGCCAAGGAAACUGCGGGGGUGCCCACCGAACGCCUGACACCUUUCUUAACUACUACACCCAUGUCAUGGAGGAGUACCGCAAGUUGGACCACCCAACAGGCAUGCAGCCAUGCUGUGCGCCUGUCAAAUUCUCCUCUAUGUCCCUCAUAUACUUUGGACCAGAUAGCAACAUUAUUAAAAGAGACCUGCCUAAAAUGGUAGUCGAUGAAUGUGGAUGCCCUUAGAAUGCGAUGUAGAAUAUUCACUUGGUUGUCCCUUCUUUUGGUAAUGUUGAAUUUUCGGGUAACAAAUUAGCGUGAGUUCUGAAGUGCGAUUAUCAUGCUGUGCUUGAGAUAUCAAUGCCAUCUUGCAAUUAUAACAAAUAUUAUUUUAAAAUGUAUGCGUUGCUCAAUUUUUCCUAUAACAAUAUGUUGUAAAAUCUUUUAUUAUUGAUUUUUGUAAGAAAAUAUUUUCGUGCCCAAAGAACUUCUUGUGUUUUAAACAUAAAAAUGGAAAGAAGAAUUCUGUCAUCACCAUCUCCAACCUUAACUUGAGAUUGAAUGACAGCUACAAUUUGGAGCGCUACUUAUUCCUAGUCAAAUUCCAUGUUGUAGAGAACGUGAUUUCAUAUAUUUUCAUGCAAUUAUGUUUUGUGGUAUGUACAUACUCGUAUACUGCUGAUUCAUUGCAACGUUACAUCAGAAAAUUUGAGAGAGUUCAGUUCAUUUCCAGCAGAAUGAUCUAGAUGAAGGCCUGCUGUCUGGGUAAUUUAGGUGAGAAAGAACACAAGUGCCCACAAUUACCGUAUGGGAAGACUGUUCCCUGGUAACUAACAUCUACACCCAACUGGAAUACAAAUGUUUGUCUGUGUGGACUGUGAUCCGUCUUUUAAUGAUAACAAAGGAUAUGUUUCCUCUGUCACUGCCUCCGAAUAAAUUUGAUGGAUUGUGUGAAGUAUGACAUUUCAGGAGAAAACGUCCCAUAUAAAUAAACAAAUAAAUAAAUAAAUAAAUAAAUAAUACAAGAAAAGAAAAAGAGGCUGAAAUUGUUAUAUAGGUUAAAAACACGGAAAUUUAAAACAUGAAAAUUGUGAUGAACUCCUGACAAGUUCAUUCAUAGUAAAACAUAGCAAAUUAAUCUACAUAAUUUAUAUAUGUUUUAAAGGGCUGGCCAAGAUGGAUCUAUUUGAAAUAGUUUCUUCUCCACUAUAUUUCAAUAUUUAUUCAGAGAAACAGAUGCAGUUGUGUCUCAAUAUUAUUAACAGUUCAAUAAUGAGGCAUGAAGUGAAGAAGUGCCGAUGUGAAGUUCCAGUGAUAUUUAGUAUUUAAGUUUAUGCAAAUAAAAUGGGAGCAUUCUGUGACUAAAGAGUGUCUUCAUUGAGACGAACUUGACAAUAAGAAUUGACUAAUGUAAAUGUAUAUAGGGUUUCAAAUACAUUGACUGUGCUUCAAUUGUUUGAAAGACAAUUAUCCAGCUGUGGGAUGAAAGUAAAGCAGUUGGUGUCGUGUUGCAAGUACAAAGACUAUGGAUGUUCACCUUUCUCUGAACCAUUAAAAUAAUUCCACCAUGGAAUAUCAUAUUUGUUCCACACUAAUAGAGUACAUUCACACUCACUCAAACUUGGUCAGAUAGUUGGUUUCCAUUUAAUGUUUAUUAUGUAUGUUCGUUUCAGUUGCAGCUUUUUAGAUGUUAGGUCAAAAAGUUCAUCAUUUUGGUCACUCGGCUUCAUAUAUUAAUGCAAAUGUCGUUACACACAGUCGGUAGUCAGCUUACACGCAGAUGAUGUGUAAGUGGCUUUCUCUAUAAAAUGUAUAAUUAUUUUUGUGCAUUACAAAUUUUUAUAAAUGUGAUGUGUUAUAUAUAGAUAUUUUAUAUAAGACUUGAAGAAUUUUUGGCGACUAAAAGUGUUAAAAUGUGCUUGGGUCAUCAGCUGCAUAAAUUUUGAUUAAUAAAAGUCCAAGAUCAGGUAACAGCUGUAAGAGCUGUUAGUAGAAAAUCCCUUGGGGCCUUGCCUUCAUGAAGUCAUAGUGCUUGGAAUGAAGUAUAAAUAUCGGACACUUGUAAUUUGAAUUGUUGUGACAGAUUUUAUCAGUGCAUAGCUUUCCAAUUUCUUGCAUAUAUGGGAACCCCUAUCACGUGUUUCUUUCUUCAGAGGAGCAAAAUAUUUGCUUGUCAACCCCAAUUUAAAAUUUGUUGUGCUCGUCUCUGUUGCUCAUGUUUCUUUCAGUGGAUGUGUUUUGUAUUGUGUCCCAAAAUGACUUCAGAGAAUGAAAUAAUGCCAUGUUACUGGAGAGGCAGAACCCUCUAAAUAGAAAUUUCUCAGUGAUAUAAUAUUUGUAUAAGGUGGGGCUUGUGUGACAGGAGUUCACCUGCUCCCUUACAUGUUAAAUUCAUUAUUCCCACUGAUACAUUUGUUCUGGAUAUGAGAAAUUAUAAUUAAUUGUCACUACUCAGUUUCACCACACCCAAUGUAACAAAAUGUUAGUUGUUAUGUUUAAGUGUCCUCUGUUUAAUUGUAUUUUUAAAGUAACAUAUUACAGUAACUUGCAUGAGGAGCAGAAAGAAUAGAAGUUGCCAGUGACAGUUAAGGAGAAUAUUCUUUUGCAGACUGAAUCAUGGUGAUGGUGUUAAUAUUGUCAGAGAGUAUGGCUUCAGUUGUAAUUGCAAAUACUCAGAUGCCAGUGAAGCCCACAGCUGGAUAUUUGUAUGUAAAGUAAGAGUUUUGGCUUCCUGCAGAACAAGGUCUGAGCUCGGUGCUGUGACAACCAUUACAUGAUCUUAAUAUAUGACAUUAUA